CUGCUGUUGCGUCAUACAGUAUCUCUCUCCACUGCAGCGGUCCGGCAGAAACAGUUUGGAGUUCGGGUUCCGCCUAAUCGCCAUGGCUGACGAGGUCGCCAAGGCGCAGACUGCACAGCCAGGAGGAGAUACGAUUUUCGGCAAAAUCAUCAGAAAGGAGAUUCCUGCUAAUAUCAUUUACGAAGAUGAGCAGUGCAUAGCCUUUCAUGACGUGUCUCCACAGGCUCCUAUUCAUUUUUUGGUCGUCCCCAGGAAACCUAUUACUCAGAUCUCAAAAGCUGAGGAGUGUGAUGCAGCACUGCUUGGCCAUUUGAUGCUUGUUGGUAAGAAGUGUGCUGAGCAGGUGGGAUUGCCCAAUGGUUACCGGAUGGUGGUGAAUGAAGGCCCUCAUGGGGGUCAGUCUGUCUACCAUGUCCACCUUCAUGUUCUGGGUGGGCGUCAGCUGGGCUGGCCUCCAGGCUAAAAACACCGUUCUCGAUUUCCAUGCAAAGCAGCAUCAUUCGUCAUAAUUUCUGCUGAAUCCAGAAAAUCUUUGUGUUUGUCAAUAUCAUCAUGCUAAGUACUGUGUUACACUGUUAAUCAAUGCAAUUGCCAGAGGGAAAACAAUAAAUGCACUUACUAUCUAUUA
Silurus meridionalis is the source of this 628-nucleotide messenger RNA. It is a transcript of the gene hint1, whose product is annotated as histidine triad nucleotide binding protein 1. NCBI's taxonomy places the organism in Eukaryota, Metazoa, Chordata, Actinopteri, Siluriformes, Siluridae. Gene Ontology annotation, molecular function: hydrolase activity. Gene Ontology annotation, cellular component: nucleus; cytoplasm. Gene Ontology annotation, biological process: purine ribonucleotide catabolic process. The record is from RefSeq and is a predicted model, not a curated record. The transcript has 3 exons. The coding region runs from base 83 to 463 and encodes 126 amino acids.